Messenger RNA from Emiliania huxleyi CCMP1516, 888 nucleotides. RefSeq lists its product as hypothetical. The transcript has 3 exons. The record is from RefSeq and is a predicted model, not a curated record. Lineage: Eukaryota; Haptophyta; Isochrysidales; Noelaerhabdaceae. Bases 1 to 741 code for a protein of 246 amino acids.
AUGUCGGUCGCAGGGUUGGUGGCCAUCGCGACGACUGGCCUGCUCCUGCCUGCGGCGCCGCGCCUAGUCGCACCGCGCGCAGCAAGCUUGCGACGUGAUGUGAGCAUGCAGUAUGACCAGGGCGGCUACGGCGCGCAGCAGUACGGCCAGCAGGCGCAUGCCGCACCCGCAAGCACAGCGCCCCUCGCAGCUUCGCCCUCACCGUUCCGCUGCGCCCUCGCGCUUCCCGCACAUACGCACACGGCGCCGCCGCCUUUGCAGGGAGGCUACGCCGGGCAGCAGCAGCAGCAGGGCGCGCUGUGGUGCAUUUACCCGGUCGCGGGCGUCAGCGGGCACACACGCUUCCAGGCUUUUGCGUUUGGGCCGCAGUAUGCCUCGGCCACCCAGAAGUACUCCACCAUCCCGUACGCGCUCUCCUUCUCCGAGUACGAGUUUGUGCUCGGCCGAUGGAACAUGAUGAGCCCCUCUCCGUACGUCAGCCGGCAGCAGUGCCUCGUCCAGCUUCUGCAGGACGGCAACGCGAUGCUGACCUCGACCGGCAAGCCCGCGACCGGCGUGCGCGCGCGGGGCGGACAGUGGAACGCACUGUACACCGGGCAGACCCACUACCUCUCUGACGGCGACGAGGUGGCCCUCGACGCGCAGAGCCCGGACAGCGCCGUGUUCACCUUUGAGCACCUCGCGAUGCAGGGCUUUCAGCAGCAGGGCUAUCAGCAGCAGCAGGGCGGGGGCUACUACUAGAUUGCGCUGCCGAGCCGCCGCAGAGGGCCGGGCCGCAACCCACGGCAACCGUGCCGUUUCGCUCUUGCCUUCGCACUGCCGCGUGCGAUCGUCUGAGUUUUGCCCCCACGGAAGUUUUCUCGUGAAUGAAUAAUCACUGUGUAUCCA